UAGCCUACCUAUGCAAUUUUUAUUUGACCCCAUCAAUCAGUUUAAAAAAUUGUUUCGACUAAUGCAAUUUCUUCAGUUGUUAGUUAAUUUUCUUAAGUUUUUAAUUGUUUACCAUAUUUUAGCUUUUAACUUCACAAAAGGAUGGAAAGAUAAAGAUUCACUGAUUGAGAAAUACGAAAGACGUUGUGGAUUGACAAAUAAGAUACCGUACCUUAUCAACCAAUUGCUCGUCUACACGUCACAUCCUAUGUUUGUUUAGCCACAUAGUUUUUGAUUAUCGAAAUGCACAAGGAGAAUAAUAUUGGUGCUCUAUCAAGUUAUUCAGAUUAGUAAACUUUUUCAAUUCAAUCAUAAUUUUAAUUCGAAUUUUGUGUCUUAUUGAAAAAGUGGUUUGAGGUUAUCAAUCAGCUGAGCUGAAACAACAAGAUAGGUGUUUUGGUUUUCGUCUGUCAGUGACAUAACCUAAAUUUAAUUAUAUUUGGGUAACGUAGUACGCCCUAUGUGAAUAAUAUUUUAUUUUUUUGUUUUACCUUGUUAAAUUUCCAAGUUAUAGAAUUGCUGAACAUGGAUUUGGAAAGUAAAUACAACACAAAAAGUCCGGGAAAAUCGAUUGAGGAUGUAGAACUCUCAUCUGCUGUAGGCCUGUCCUCUAUUAAUGAAUACCUGAAUAGCCGAAAUCUUUUGCUGAAUUCAACAGUAAAGCGUUUGAUGCGUGAGGCUCUGGAGCUGAGAUCGGCGACAGAUGAGUACUGCGCUCGGCCGCUCGACGACAACCUGUUCGAGUGGCACUUCACGGUGCGCGGUGCCCCCCACACCGACUUCCAGGCGGGCAUCUAUCACGGCCGCAUCCUCCUGCCACCCGACUACCCCAUGAAGCCACCCAACAUCAUAUUACUCACCCCGAACGGUCGCUUCGAAACCAACAAGAAGAUCUGCCUGAGCAUUUCCGGCCACCACCCGGAGACGUGGCAGCCAUCUUGGUCGAUCAGGACGGCCAUGUUAGCUCUGAUUGCGUUCAUGCCGACCCCGGGUAAUGGCACCAUCGGAUCACUGGAUUACACUGCCGACGAGAGGAAGCAGCUAGCACGCAAAUCACAGUCAUGGAAGUGCGAUAUCUGCGGAAAAAUGUCCGAUCAGCUUGACAAGAGCAUUGACAAUAGUAACAACAGUGCCAUAACACCGGAUGAGUCUAAUCUCAUAAACAAUGUUAUAUUUAAGGGAGAAGAAACUUCAGACAAUAAUAGAAAAGAAGCAGUUACCGAAAAUAGUAGUCAAGUUACCGAAAGCCUUACCCAAACCAGUUGUGCAGCUCAAGAGGCUGCUUCUAGCAAUAAUGCAGCGCAACCGCAACCAGUGGCAGCUGCUGCAAACACACCUGUUCCAGUUCCUCCGUUAUCCAAUCUGAUCUCAGACUCCACAUCAAAUCUGCUCAUCACAAUCCUGGUUGCAGUAAUUGCGUUCCUCAUCUAUCGCCGAAUCUUUCUUUUGUAGACAUCCAAAAAUACAAUCAAACAUAAACAAUAUAUUACUAUGCUUUCAUUUAGUUAUUACUUUAUCGGCAGGCGGUGCAAAGGUAUAAAUGAACUUUCAUCAGUUUACUUGGUGUUGUUUAUGAACGACUCUUAAGAACAACUUUAGCCAAACAUCUUUUCCUAGCAACCAAUUACAGGUACCAAUCAGUAACUUAUUCUAGGAGUUGGUUGUUGGGCAAUCAAAGUGUGAUUAGCUAAAAAUGUUUUCUGAGGCCUGUCUCAUAAAAAUCCACAAGUCUUGAAAAAUGGCUAACAUUCUUGUGUAAUCACUGGACAGGCAUUAUUCUAUAGGCGUGUUUACAUUCCUAGCCUAAAAAAAAAACAUCACCUUAGGUGGUGAAUUUAUACGAAUUUCAGUUGAUCACUAAUCAGCUGUCUGGGAGGGUCUCAGUUGGUCGAAAUCUCACUUUGUCAGGUUCCCGUUGCCAACCACCAACAGUAGGAUAAAAAGAAGGACUUUAGUCCUCCCUACCUCCAAGGACAAGGUCAAAGAAAAAAAUAAAAUAAAACAUUAAAAAAAAGGAAAAAAUCCAUAAAUAUCCGAGAGAAGGAGAAAAUAGGACAUACUUGGAAAAAUGGAAGUUGAUAGUGGGGUUAUUGGGUGGGUAUGUAUGGGAGGCCUUUAGCCAGCAGAGAUCAUUAUGACUUGUGUGUCUGAUUGUGCUACAGUGCGCUAUUGUGUCAAAAUCAAAGUAAGUAAACGUUCAUGGUAUUUAAUUCAGUUUGUUUCCAUGUGGAAUAGUUCAGUUUUAGUGUUAACAAUAGUAGUUGCUAAAGAUAUCUCCCUCACUCAUGAAAGAGCCUAUCAGUUUUCAUAUUCUCAGAGAAAUGAGUAUUUAUGUAUCCAUGCAAACACAAUAGUAUAAUGUGUAGGAAGCCCACUUAUCAUAGACUCCCAACUUAUACAGCUAUUAUGACUAGACAAAUAAUAUGUAGAGUCAUUGAUUUAAUUGUGCUCUGGCCACCAUUUACUCUAAUCACCACCACUUACUUUAUUUGGUCGAGGUCAAAUGAGUCACAUGGUUGUUGCCGGUGAGCGCAGUGCUCACCAUUGGUUUUUGCAAUCAUAUUUUCAAUUUUACAUGUAAUUUUGCAUGGAAAACCUCAAUAUUCAUAAUACAAACAAUCCAUUUUACAUCAAAAUAAGUCAUAGAAAUAGUAGUUAAAUGAUAUUAUUACAGUAAAAGCAUGACCAUUGGAAAAAGAUUUGUUUUUGUAACGAAAAAUUGAUAUUUUUCAAAUUCAAUCAUUUUCUAGUCCUGAUGAGUUCUCUCUCAUCUAUUUCAUCUUCCUCAAUAGCAAAGCCAUCUCCUAGAUUUUCAAAUAUAUCGACUUGUAACCUCAUUCUCCCACGGAACCAGUCUUCAUUUUCAACCUCAUCAUCAGGUAUAAGAUGAUUUAACAUCCUGGAAACAACGAAUCUAGGCUCUAUCUCAAUACCAUUUUCAAAUCCUCAUGGCUUCCAAUGGUACUUUGGUCUUGAUCUUCCUCAUUACAACUCUAUAUGCCAGGCCCAGGGGUCUUCGUUUGACUCCUGAACAAUGGCUCUCCAAGAUGCCCUUUUACUUUCUCUUAUCUUAGAAAAAUAUUAUCUCUCCAUGACUUUGUAUUCAACCGAGAUGUAUGCUGGGUCAGAAAUUGACUGUAGCAGUCUGCGUUUUCUUCUUACAGCUCUUUCCAUACAGUGUGUUCAUUAUUCCACCAUCUUGUGGAUUUGUGCUUUGAGACUCUCCUUCCAAGCACCCGCUCACAUACCAAAGUUGAACAAUUCAUGAAAUUAGUCACAGCAACAUCUAUCUGAACAUCCAAUUGAAGUUCCUCCAUUUGAUGCACAAUCUCUCUUGAUAAUCGAGUCCAGGCAGCAUUUCUUGUGUUGAACAGUUUUUCAGGCCUAACGCCGUUCUGUGGUCUCUCUCCAUGCAUUUUGAUGCUGAUUUUGCUUUCUUCCUCUGAUUUUAUUAGGCAAAUGUUCGUGUGAUGAGUUAUUUAGUCAAGAACCAUUUCUGGGAAAAAGAGACUCCAAGAAUCUUUUAUCGUUUUACAAUUUUUUCCAGGGAGCUGAAAUUUUACCAGAAUAUUUCUAUAUUUUCAGAACCCUACUUUGUAAACUGUGGAAAAUUUAAAAAAGUUUGGUGCAUGAAUGGGCACGUAAUAUAAAAUCAAACUUGUAAACCUCUUCAUGUUUACCCAAUCCUACUAUCAAUUUCUCUCUCUCUCUCUCUCUCUCUCUCUCUCUCUCUCUCUCUUAAUUCGAGGGUUAAAAGUCAUAGUAGCGUAUCUACAAAAACCCAACUUUUCAGGAGAGCAAAAAACAACUAUGAGUUCACACUCCCUCACUAUUUCUGAGGUCUGUAUUAAUUUCAACAACCUAGAAUUCACAUAUCAAUGUUGUAUGAACCUUGUGCUUCUACCAGUGCAUUCAUUUCGAUGAAUUAUUGAAAAUUCAAAUUAAUAAAAUUGAAAAUGAAAUUUUCUAGUUACGCUAUUAUGACCGUAAUCAAUUUCCAAAAAUGUAUCAUUUUCUGGAGAUAAGCUAUUCUGAGAGUGAUCAGUUAUGAAUAAUAACAAUUAAUUAAAUUGUUCCAUGUAUUUUAUAGAUGUUUAUUGGCAUUCAAUAACAAAGUAUGAGUGAUAUAUGAUAAUAUAUAAAAGUAUAGAAAAUCACAGGUGCCUAAUAAGUAGGUACGGCAUUAUUGAAGGACUAGAAAAUUAAGUACUGAAAUGAAAUUAUAAUGCUCUGAGAAUAACAAAAUAUGAAACAAUAACAUUAAAAAUAAAUUCGAAAAUUCCAGCCUCUUCAAAUGACACUUGAAUCAAACUCGAAAAUGUUACUAUCUUCAAUGACUACAGCCUAUAGAUAUUUAUCACCAAAACUCAUCAUUUCUCAACGUCAUUUUCUUCAAAGGACUGGAUAAGUGAAUACUGAAAUACAAUUAAAAUACUCUGAGAAUGACUGAAAAUCACAUAAUAUUAUGAAACAAUAACACUAAAAUUACAUUGGAAUCUCUCUCAAUUAUUCACUCUCUUCAAUGAAUAUAAUAGGCUAUUUAUCACCAAAGCUUAUCAUUUUAUGCAGGUGGAAAUACAGGUGGUCCAUAACAAUGCUCUCAUAGACCAUGGCAAUUACAGACUGUAUUGUAAUAGGUCUAUAGUUUCUUACACCACCUCGAUCUCCAGAUGUGUAUAUAGGUACCAAGAAACUGUUUUUGAAAUCUCUGGGGAAGACACCAAGCUCCAGCAAGGCAGAGCCAGUAUGGCCAGGUGAAUGGCCAGAACAGAAAAACCUAAUUACAGGAAGGGAUAUUUCAUCAGGCCCAGUUCCUCUGCCAACAUUCAGAGCUUCCAAUCUGCGUUGAAUAUUGAUUGGAGUAAUGCAGCAGGAUGGAACUAACUGGUUUCAACGAAAAUCAAAUGUCGGGACAUUAACCGUGUCCUGCACAAAAAUAGAUGAAAAAUAAUCAGCGAAGAGUUUACACUACUUAUCAACAGGAGUUGCAGCACUUUUUGUGUCCAGUCUCAUAAAAGUAGGUCUGGCUGAGCCUUUUCUCAAACCAUCCACAUGAGUCCAGAAAGAUUUAGAAUUUGUCUAAAAAAAUUCCUCUAAUCCAAGUAAAUAGUUAUUGUAACACCUUCUUGUCAAAACACGACAUUGAUCCCUCAAAUUGCAAAAAACUUCAUAGAGCUGAUUACUACCAAUUGCCUUAUACUUUCUAUGAGCAGUUUUCUUGGCUACAAUCAAUCUUCUCGAUUCAAUGGAACCACUUAGGGAAACUAGAGACAUGAACCCUUCUCAUGAGUGUGAACCUCUUGAUGGUCAAGCUCAUAUACCUACAGAAAUUACUGAAAUGUUCCUCAGCUCUAAUGUUAUCAUCAAAAUUUGCAACUGGGUAACGCAUAUUCUGAAACUCCAAAAAUAUGGAAGCUAAAUCGCACUUGUGAAAAUCAGAUAUUUGUUUUACAUAGCAGGGUUGUGUCCACCUCCUGUUCCAGGAAUAUGUGAUGAGUGCCUUUGAGGAUGCCUGCCAGGUCGAUCGUCUGUAUUUAGACCUCUCAAAGGCCUUAGACAGAGUUAACCACUCUCUCCUGGUUGCCAAACUGGAGGGUUAUGAGGUGCAUGUGUCAUGCUCAAGUGGUUGAACAGCCAUCUGAGGGACAGAACUCUGAUUGUCAGAUAUGAGGGUCAUAUGUCAUCUCCUUUCCUGGCUCCCUCUGGAGUCCCUUAGGGAUCCCAUUUGGGCCCCCUCCUCUUCAACUUGUUUAUGAACAACAUUAAAAGCUUCAUAUCAUCCAUGUUUCUAAUGUAUGCUGAUGAUGUCAAGUUAUUCUACAGGGUAUUGCAAGACUUGGGACAUGAAUCUCUGCAGCAUUCUCUCAACAACUUUGAUUUGUGGUGCCUUGAUAAUGGUAUGGCUCUGAAUGUAACCAAGUGUGUUGUAAUGUCUUUCAAGCAUGGAACAAGUAUACUUGAUUCUUAAUACUCCAUGAGAGGCAUUCCUUUGAAAAGAGUAUGCAGUUUCAAGGACCUUGGAGUGACUAUGACUCAGUCUCUUAGCCCACUGGAUCACAUAAGUGUGAUCACUGGAGAGGCUAGAUCUCUCCUUGGCUUUAUAUUUAGGUCCACCAGGGAUUCUAGUUCUCCCGAGAGUCUCUUGGUUUUGUUCAGGGCUCUUGUUCUUCCAGUGUUGGAAUAUGGCUCUAUUAUCUGGGCACCAUACCAUCUGUACCAGAUUAACCUGCUGCAAAGUGUGCAGAGACGUUUCGUGAAGAUGCUGAGCUGCAGGAUGGGUUUCAAGUACUUUGAAGUUCCUGUGGAGGAGAUUAGGGGACAUUUCCAUCUCCUCCCUUUGGUUCUGAGGUGGGAACACAACGACCUGGUCCUUCUUUUCAAGACUGUCAAUGGAUAUUUGAACUGCCCUGAACUUCUGGCUAGUAUCAACAUCUGUGUUCCAAGAGGAAUGUGCUCAAGGUUCCAUUUUCCGCAGAUGCUCUCACACAAUACAGUACACAAUACACUAUGCCUAUAAUAGUGGGCUUUCUAGAAUACUUCACUCUGGUUGUGAGGCUGCUGCAGCUGACGUUGAUUUCUUUGGGGUGUCCUUGGGCUAUCUCAGGAGAACUAUGAAGAGAUCCCUGCAUGUGUGAUUUUGGUGUUCCCUUCCUUGUUUAUGCCCCUUGUGGUAAACUUCCAUGGGCCUUUUCACUUAUAUAUAAUAUUGUAUGUUAACUAUGAUUCAUUCUGUAUUCUAAUUUUUGUCUUUUAAACUAUCCACAUAGAUAUUUUUUAUUGUUGUAUAUAUUAUUAUUUAUCUAUAUAUUCUUUGCUUGUAUCUCUUUUUAUGUGAAAUUUGUGUUGUACCGUUGGAAGUUGAAUGAAUAAAUAAAUAAAUAAACUUUCUUCCAACUCACAAUAAUCAGUUUCCUUCAAGCAUUUCUUUGCCAACUCACACGAAAAAAACUCCUCUGUUUUUCGUGAUCAUUGAUCAGAAUAAAACACAAACAGGGAAAAAUACAGAAGCUAGUCUGAUUAUCUUGUUAAAUCAAGACUUAUGGGCUAUGAAAGUUAUGUUAGCAUUGAUUUUGUGAGCUUUUUCGCGCUCAAAGUUACUGUCACACUAGCGUAAGUUGACACAUAAGCUAUUAUGUAGGUCACUAACUGAAGCGUAACUGAAGAUAAGUUUUUGUGUCAUUCAGUUUUGUUCAAGUCAAAGAAGCGUAACAGAACAUAUGCUUUUGUGUCAUUUAUUUCAUCACUCGAUUGUAGAUACGAUAUCCACUUAUCUUUCCAAUGGCUAAUACAAUGAGAUAAGCGUGUGUGUCACUAAAUAGACCAUGAAAAGUUAUUUAGAUAGGUCAGAUAAGCUAAAAAACGGAAUUUUGUAGAUACGCUACUAUGACUCUAAACCCUCGAAUUUGAGGGUUAAGUGUAAGAGAGGGCCGGAUGCGCCCUAACUUCGCCCUCCUAUGUUCUUAAUAAAGGCAGCUAAUCAAUCAUUUAAUCUCUCUCCGAUAUUUUUAGAUUUCUUUUAAUCUUUUUCAAUUUUUUUUUAUUUAUUCAUUUUUUUACCUUGAUGUUGACUUUGGGGGUAAGGAGGACUUUGAAUCAAUUGAUGCGUCAUCAAUAAUGCGCUAAAGACUUAUUUUUUUAUCCUACUACCAACUACCAAGUUCCUGUCCACCACCUGUGGUGGUCAUUUUUGUUGAAUGCUCUUUUCAUGUACUGUAUAUAGGGAGUCCUGAUGUCCUCGUUCUUCUAAAACAGUUGUUCCUGUUCAGAAGUCUUAUAAAAUAUAGUAAUUAGAUGGUCAAAAUUACCUUUAUAUAAGAAUAAAUAGUCGAUUCCCUUCGCCUAGAAAAAAUUGUUUUUCAAAUAACUUGAUGUACUCAAACUUGUCAAGUUCCAUACGUUCCAAGAUUUCCUGUCAAUAUUUUCUAUAUUUAUUUUUCAAUUUUCACUAAAUUUUCUACAAUAUAAUAGAUCCCUUUAAUCUGGACCGGAUUAAACAAAGUGUAGACUACUCUUAGGUUUUUCUCAAACAUACUGUGGGAUAAGGAGCACGUUUGCUCAGUAUGAGAGCUUAAACUUUAUUCUAACAUAUUUUAGAUUGAAUCAAGCCAUGCAUUUAUCAAUAAUUAUAAUGUGAUACAGUCAUAGUUGAAACCAAUAACUGUUCCGAUUAAUUUUAAACUUAUAAUGAUUGUGUAAACAGCUCAAGUGCUGGGUUUCAUUACAUCAUUGAUUAGUGUGGAUCAUCUAAGUUUAAACGAAAAUAGAUCAGCUAAUGGAUAAAAUUUGGAUAAUGGAUAUUAAAGAUGUGGAAUAUUAUAAUUAAUGUAACCAUUACUUCUUGUAAUCCUAGAUUAGCGUUAAACUUUGACUGUGCAGUGUUCAUAAUUAUAACCAUGGAAUAAAAAUAGAGAAGUACCUAUGUUUGGUACCAUUCUUAUCUAUGAUGUAGGCCUGACUCGACUCAGGUGAGAUCGAUCAAUACGGAGUCAGUGCAGUACAUUGCUUAGUAUACCCAAGUAUACCAUUUCUAAGUAUAAUUAUAGACAAUAUUGAUCCUAGUUGGUGCAACCAUGAAUACGAAUGUUAACUCAAACCUUGACCAGAAUAAGGUUUUGCCAUAAUUGAAAACGUAUUUAUAGCUGAAAUUUCUUGAAGAAACUGAAUUCCUUGGAAGGUAUUUCCCCAGCUACCGCUACUAUUAUUGCACCGCCUAACUGAGAUUGGUUUUUGCUUUUAUUUUGUGAUUGUGUGAUCUCUUCUAUAAUCUGUAUUUUUCUGUAAAAUAAACUAUAAUAAUAAAAAUUUACAAUGAUAUAUUUUUGAAGUUGAAAUGAAGUCGAUCUGUACCAGUAUAGUAACCAAAAUAAUUCAGAGAGGAUGUUCAAACUCACUCUGACGUUGUUUUUACACGAUGUUUGUCGAUAGACUAGGGAAUAGUAAACUAGACUAUCCAUUGGCACAUGCCAUGUUAUUGUUUUCAUGUUCAGAACACUAUGAUAUCAAUAUUAUAAUAGCAGCGAUAAGCGCUCUAACAAUUAUUAGUAUAUCAUUCAGUUUGGUUUGGGCAACCUCUUUGCUAAUAAUAAUAUAAUUUUUUGUGUACAUUUAAAAUAUGUUGCAUCAAAUAAUGAUAAUAUUGGAAAAAAUCUUAUCAAUCCAGUUGGUAAGUCUGUCAUUCGAUUGGUGAUAAAGUAAAUUGUGUAUGGUUUGUAAGUAUGCAAUAAAUAAUAUAAUUGUUGUCAA
Nilaparvata lugens (brown planthopper) is the source of this 9282-nucleotide messenger RNA. RefSeq names its product ubiquitin-conjugating enzyme E2 J1. The record is from RefSeq and is a predicted model, not a curated record. The coding region runs from base 565 to 1491 and encodes 308 amino acids. NCBI's taxonomy places the organism in Eukaryota, Metazoa, Arthropoda, Insecta, Hemiptera, Delphacidae. The transcript has 6 exons.